Messenger RNA from Chaetura pelagica (chimney swift), 1916 nucleotides. It is a transcript of the gene CYBB, whose product is annotated as cytochrome b-245 heavy chain. Gene Ontology annotation, biological process: superoxide anion generation; defense response. Gene Ontology annotation, molecular function: superoxide-generating NAD(P)H oxidase activity. Lineage: Eukaryota; Metazoa; Chordata; Aves; Apodiformes; Apodidae. Gene Ontology annotation, cellular component: NADPH oxidase complex; plasma membrane. The coding region runs from base 19 to 1731 and encodes 570 amino acids. The transcript has 13 exons. The record is from RefSeq and is a predicted model, not a curated record.
CACUUAACUCAGGCAAUCAUGGGUAACUGGGUGGAGAAUGAAGGACUGUCUAUCUUCGUCAUUCUCGUGUGGCUGGGGUUAAAUGUCUUCCUCUUUUGGUGGUAUUAUCUUGUAUAUGAUGUCCCACCAAAAUUCUUCUACACCAGAGUACUCCUUGGCCGUGCUUUGGCUCUGGCAAGGGCUCCUGCAGCUUGCCUGAAUUUUAACUGCAUGCUGAUUCUGCUGCCUGUAUGUCGAAACUUGCUCUCCUUCCUCAGAGGAUCAAGUGCGUGUUGUUCUACUCGCAUCAGACGACAGCUGGACAGGAACCUCACCUUUCACAAAAUGGUGGCAUGGAUGAUUGCACUUCAUACUGCAAUUCACACCAUCGCACACUUAUUCAACGUAGAGUGGAGUGUGCAAGCCCGUGUUGAAGAGAAAGGAACUCUGGCAGCUGUGCUUUCUAGCCUUGGUGAUAACCCACAAGAAAGCUAUGUCAACUUUUAUAGAAAAAAUAUCGUGAAUCCUGUGGGUGGCCUAUAUGUGGCUUUCACGUACUUAGCUGGUCUCACUGGCGUUAUCAUCACACUGGCACUCAUACUAAUCAUCACAUCAUCCACCAAAACCAUCCGAAGGUCAUAUUUUGAAGUAUUUUGGUACACCCACCAUCUCUUUGUCAUCUUCUUUAUUGGUCUUGUCAUCCACGGUGCUGGGCGUAUUGUACGGGGGCAGACAGAUGAGAGCCUGGCUGAACAUGAUCCAAAGAUUUGCUACAAGAACUUCACUCACUGGGGACAGAAGGGUGCUUGCCCAAUCCCCCAGUUUUCAGGGAAUCCUCCUAUGACAUGGAAGUGGGUAGUAGGUCCCAUGUUUUUGUACCUGUGUGAAAGGUUGGUGCGGUUUUGGAGGUCACAGCAGAAGGUUGUUAUCACAAAGGUGGUCAUUCAUCCCUUCAAGACAAUUGAGCUCCAGAUGAUGAAGAAGGGCUUCAAGAUGGAGGUUGGGCAAUACAUUUUUGUCAAAUGCCCAGCAGUGUCUAAACUGGAAUGGCAUCCAUUUACAUUAACCUCUGCUCCAGAAGAAGAUUACUUCAGCAUUCAUGUCCGUAUUGUGGGGGACUGGACAGAGGGCCUGUUCAAUGCCUGUGGAUGUGAUAAGCAAGAAUUCCAGGAGGCAUGGAAGAUGCCCAAGAUAGCUGUGGAUGGCCCUUUUGGAACAGCAAGUGAGGAUGUAUUCAGUUAUGAAACUGUUAUGCUUGUUGGAGCUGGAAUAGGAGUCACUCCCUUUGCAUCUGUACUCAAGUCUGUCUGGUACAAAUAUUGCCAUGAUGCCACCAACCUAAAACUCAAAAAGAUCUAUUUUUACUGGCUUUGCAGGGACACUCAUGCCUUUGAAUGGUUUGCUGAUCUCUUGCAGUCUCUGGAGGCUCAAAUGCAGGAGAGGAAUAAUGCAGAGUUUCUCAGCUAUAACAUCUACCUUACAGGCUGGGAUGAAUCUCAGGCCACUCAUUUUGCAGUGCACCAUGAAGAAGAGAAAGAUGUGAUUACAGGUCUUAAACAGAAAACCCUGUAUGGAAGACCUAACUGGGAAAAUGAGUUCAAAACUAUUGCAGGGAAGCAUCCUGGCUCCAGAAUAGGUGUUUUUCUCUGUGGACCUGAGGGCUUAGCUGACACACUCAACAAGCAGAGCAUCAACAAUUCUGAAGCUGACCCACGAGGAGUACACUUCAUUUUCAACAAAGAAAAUUUCUAACUCCCAAGCACAUGGGAGUCAUUCAAUACAAAGUCUAAAGACUGGAUCUCUUUUUCUAUUUGGAGUCUGGGAAUGAUAGCUUAGCUUCUAAUCUCAGCUACACUAAAGCAAAUCCCUUCGCUUCUUGGGAAUUAUUUUGGGGCUGUGGUAAAGUAAAAGUCAAGUUUUGCCUUAGGGAAGCAUGC